GUUGUACGGCAGCACGUCCCAACUUACGUGGAUGUAAAAGGUAAACAGACGCUGUGUUCAGCUGGUCAUACUUAUCAAAAUGUAGUCAAACUGCAAGUGAAGGCUACUGAAAUCUCAUACAAAUCUGUUGUAUAUCGUGUAAAGGCUGACUAAAGCAAAGCUCUCACCAGUAAGUUCUGAGGUAGUUGUACCAGCAGCUCUGUUUUGCCACGUACCCCUUGUAAAGGGACUGUAGAGAAACGAGUUUGGAGCAUUGAUGGAGCAGAAGCUCGCAGAGUUCAGAGCCAGACGACAGGCAGCCAGAAAGGAGGAGAGAACUGUACCUCUGUCUGCAGACAGGAAAGCUAUGGAAGGAUCUGCUCAGACCGAAACAACAUCAGCUGACAGUCCAAAGGAGAAGACAGAAAACAGAGAGCCAGCUCAGAGCUCCUCAAAGAAGGUGAGGCAUCUGAUGAAUCGAUUAACCAACUAAAUGCUUUCUUAACAAAUAGCUAUUACACCAUUUUGAUUUUAUGAUCAGCAUGACGCAUAUUUCCCCAAAUCGCGUAUAAGCACAUUUUCCCAAACUGAUAAGUUCAAUAUAACCAGAAGCAUUAAUAUAAGCGGUGAGUUUGACUGCACCUGUACCAGGUGAAGUCAUGGCUGACUGUGCAGAAAGGCUUUGGCUGCUAUUAGAGGCCAAAAACAAGGCUUUGAUUGACUGCCCCAUAAAGAAAAUUUUUGAUUGAAAUAUCUUGCUUAAUAUGUUGACAUUAAAACACCAGGAUAAUUUUCUUCUAUGUGUCAACAAACCUCAUUCUUAUUUUGUUGUGUCACAACUAUUUAAACAGAGGGUGAAACACAUACUUAAGGGGUAAAAGGAGAGUUUAAAAUGCAGCUAAAGAUAAAACACAUUAAAAAUGUACUUAUCUUUUCAUUUUUAUUGCUUUAUCAUUUGAAAACAGGAAAACUGACCAUCACAAAGAACCAAGAGUGAUCAUUAGUUUGUUUUGUUGAAUCUAGUUUUUUAAAUGUAAUUUAUAAUCAAAUAAGGUACAUUUUAAAUACAGACUUGUACCAGCAGUCGUAUAAGUUCUGCUUAGUACUUCUUCACCCAGAGUGUAAAUAUGCACCAAAGCUAUUAUUCAACAAAAAUGAAAUAAUCGUAAUGUUUGACCAAAAACCUAUUGAUUUACUAAGAAUAUAUAUUCCUGACCCCACCUCUAAAACUUCUUUGUGUUAUCAAAAAAUAUAUUUAAUGUGGGGCGAACUGUCUCAUGGUACAGCAGCUGUAGGGCACCUUUAUUAAAGAACCAAUCAGGAUCUAAUAGUGUGCCCUAAACAUCAAAAUGAGACUUUUUCUAGUUAUUUGUAGUUUUACUCAUUAACCUUACAUUUGUCCAUCAUGUCUACCUACAGGACAUUGCUGACUGGCUGCUGGACAGUGCUCUAGGAAGGUGGCUGACUUCUAGGCAGUUGGUCAUAUCAAACGUUUUGCUGCUCAAAGUGCUGCUGUGGCUGGUACUGUUGGGUCUGUUUGUUGAACUGGAGUUUGGCCUGCCUUUCUUUGUCAUCUCUCUUUUCUACUGGCUCUAUGAAGGACUCCGGAGCCCAGCUGCCCGUGAACCAGGAGAACUGAGUGCAUAUUCUGUCUUCAACCCGGACUGUCAGCCUCUGCUGGGUACUCUCACUGCAGAGCAGCUGGAGGGGGAGAUGGGCUACAGACCUCUGGCUAACAGAUGAAGGGUGUCUGACUUACAUAUUUAUGCCAAAAAUCAGAGCGUUUCAUCUUUUCAAAGACACUGUUUUUAUCCAGGAAAGAUCAGGGAUGCAGAUCAAUGAUUUUAGGUCAUUUUUCUGUACACGAAUUCAGUUCAUCUCAUUUGACUAAUUUUUAUUUUCUUUUUAAACUUUCUUUUCAUUGACAUCCUUCAUUUAUGGUCACCAAAAGGGAAUAUUUCUCAACACUUGAUUAAUCAGCAUAUAAUGAUGCCUUACAGUUUCAUGAUUGAUGAUGAUAAAGUUGAAAUCUACCACAUUACCCUUCAUUCUUCACCCUUUAUUUCUGUGCUAAUACUGAGUUUUGUGUAAAAAUAGUAUUUAGUGAUAAAAAAAUGGAGUUUACAAAGUUGAUACUGUAACACUAAGCAAGUUAGCUUCUCUAAAUAAACUUCACUGUUUACCGAAACA
Xyrichtys novacula (pearly razorfish) is the source of this 2169-nucleotide messenger RNA. The record is from the annotation of a GenBank genome assembly. NCBI's taxonomy places the organism in Eukaryota, Metazoa, Chordata, Actinopteri, Labriformes, Labridae.